UUCAUAUUCUUUCCUUCGCGCCUAUGCUCAGGAAACCCCCUCUUCAAGCUAUAAAUUCCUCUGCAAAACUUCUCAGUUCUAAAAAAAUAUUCAAAAUUUCUCUGUUAUGGUGCCCUUGUGUUAAAUACAGUGAUAAUGGAGGCCAAGAACAGAAGCCAGACAUAUGGAGAUCCCGAGAGUGGAGGAAGGGCUCUUUACCCAGACCAGCCGGUAUACGAAACCCCACUUCGAUGGGCUUUCAUAAGAAAAAUAUACACAAUUCUGAGCCUUCAGUUGCUUCUCACCAUUGCCGUGGCCGCCGUCAUUGUCUUUAAUCAUCCGGUCGCUCAAUUCUUUGUCUCCACUCCAGCCGGUCUCGCAUUAUACAUAUUUCUCAUGAUUUUCGGCCUAAUCUUGUUAUGUCCUCUGUUCUAUUUCUCGCAGACACACCCUGUAAAUCUUAUUCUCCUGGCCCUCUUUACGCUUUGCAUCAGCUUUUCUGUUGGAUUGACUUGUGCUUUCACCAGCGGGAAAGUUAUACUUGAGUCAGCGAUUUUAACUGCUGUGGUGGUGGUGAGUUUGACUGCAUAUACAUUCUGGGCUGCAAGCAGAGGCCAUGAUUUCAGUUUUCUGGGACCCUUUCUCUUCGCCGGAUUGAUGGUGCUUCUGGUUUUCAUUUUCAUUCAGGUUAUCUUUCCGUUAGGAAAAUUGUCCAUGAUGAUAUAUGGGGCAUUGGCUUCAAUAUUAUUUAGUGGUUACAUUAUUUAUGAUACUGACAAUUUGAUUAAGCGGUAUUCAUAUGAUGAAUAUGUUUGGGCUGCAAUAUCCUUGUACUUGGACAUCAUUAACCUAUUUUUGUCAUUGCUCUCACUCCUUAGGGAAGCACAAGAUUAGUAGAAAAGAUUUGAUGAUAACAAUUUCAAUUGUAAAGAGAAUCUUGUGGGAUAUGAUAUUAUGUGUACAUUUUUCAAGGUGUAAA
Cryptomeria japonica (Japanese cedar) is the source of this 958-nucleotide messenger RNA. Its product is annotated as protein LIFEGUARD 2. The record is from RefSeq and is a predicted model, not a curated record. Lineage: Eukaryota; Viridiplantae; Streptophyta; Pinopsida; Cupressales; Cupressaceae. Gene Ontology annotation, cellular component: membrane. The transcript is spliced from 4 exons. The coding region runs from base 136 to 873 and encodes 245 amino acids.